CUUUUCUGUCAUCUCUGUCCGUUCCCUUUUUCUUUUCUUCCCCUAAAUUUUCGUUUUGAUUUCGAAUUCAAACUCCGGUAACCCAAAGAAUUCUUUGAUUAAAAGUUCUUUUCGCUUACGUUUUUGUAAUUAGGAAUGACGGGAAGUGCUUUAAUUAAGCUGAGACCAUGGCAGCAGGCGGCGGUUGCGGUAGGUUCGGCGAUGGGUGCGUUAUUCGAUCCACGAAGGGCGGAUUUAAUAGCUGCUUUAGGGGAGACAACUGGAAAGCCUGCUUUUGAAAGGGUUCUUGAGAGAAUGAAAAGGAGCCCCGAAGGCAGAGCUGUGCUCCUUGAGCGGCCACGUGUUAUAUCUGCGAAUGUAGGUCAUGCAUGGGACCUACCGGAGAACACUUUUGGUGCUGCAUAUGCAAGGUUCAUGGGAUCAAGGAAUUUUUCCCCCGACGACAGGCCACCGGUGCGGUUCAUGGACACAGAUGAACUUGCAUACGUGGCUAUGCGGGCUCGCGAGGUGCAUGACUUCUGGCAUACCCUUUUCGGUCUUCCUACCAACUUGAUUGGUGAAUCUGCAUUGAAGGUUAUUGAGUUUGAGCAAAUGCAUCUCCCAAUGUGCCUGCUUUCAGUUGUUGGGGGGACAUCAAGGUUUAACCAGAAACAAAGAUCAUUGUUCUUCCAGCAUUAUUUCCCAUGGGCUGUCAAGGCUGGUUUUCAGUGCACCGAUCUCAUGUGUGUAUUCUACGAGCAGCACUUUCAUGAAGAUUUGGAGGAUGUUCAAAGGAAAUGGGGGAUAAUUCCAGCUCCAGUUGCCCCUAAAUAAAUUAUUAGCCGAGAACCACUCGCGUAGUUGCAGGUUUGGUAUCCUAGCAGCACUUUUCCCUCCACCCCAAGUUUUUUUUCUUGAAUAGAUCCACCAACUGCAAUUUUCUGGACUAUUUUAGCACUUGACAUCAAAGAAAAAAAAAUUCACCAUGUACAAUUUUCCAUU
Hibiscus syriacus is the source of this 981-nucleotide messenger RNA. RefSeq names its product ubiquinone biosynthesis protein COQ4 homolog, mitochondrial-like. Lineage: Eukaryota; Viridiplantae; Streptophyta; Magnoliopsida; Malvales; Malvaceae. The transcript is spliced from 2 exons. Gene Ontology annotation, biological process: ubiquinone biosynthetic process. Gene Ontology annotation, cellular component: mitochondrial inner membrane. The coding region runs from base 136 to 813 and encodes 225 amino acids. The record is from RefSeq and is a predicted model, not a curated record.